Molecule: messenger RNA, 2523 nt
Organism: Dictyostelium discoideum AX4
Lineage: Eukaryota; Evosea; Eumycetozoa; Dictyosteliales; Dictyosteliaceae
Gene: exoc7
Product: exocyst complex subunit 7
Exons: 4
Coding region: 1-2523 (840 amino acids)
Biological process (GO): exocytosis
Cellular component (GO): cytosol; Flemming body; plasma membrane
Molecular function (GO): phosphatidylinositol-4,5-bisphosphate binding
Source: RefSeq, a predicted model, not a curated record
AUGAGUGCACCACCAAGAUUAAGUGCAAGAUUAUCAGUAUUAGAUCAAAAGAAAUCAAAUGCACCUUCACCUACAUCACCAACUGGAUUAAAGACAUCAUUAGGUAUGCCACCAAAUAGUGGUAGUAGUGGUGGUGGUGGAGGAUUAAAAUCAUCUGUUGGAAUUUCAUCAUUACCAACUAUACCAUCAACAAAAUCAACAUCACCAACAUUACCAAAAAGAAAUUCAGCAAAUUUAUCAUUAUUACAACAACAACAACAACAACAUACAAAUAAAUCAACAUCACCAUCAUCAAAUACACCAACAGCAACAUCAACAACAUCACCAUUUUCAUAUUUAGGUAAACAAGCAUCAGCACAAAAUUUAAAUACAAUGAUGUCAAUGAUGAUGCUAAAUAAGAAUCCAUUAUCACCAGUUGUACCACAACCAGGUGCAAGUCUAUUUUAUGCGACACCAACAGAAGCUGAUGAUGAGGAGUUUGAGCAUAUUAGAAAUCUAUUAAACUCUGAAUACUCUGUGACAACAGUUCAAUCUACAGGUGCUUUGAAAAGCAGUAAUUUGGUGGUAAUGUCGUGGAAAAACAAUGCGACCUCGGAAUUGACCGAACAGGACGACCAAUUGGAGAAUGAUAAACGUGAUUUACAAUUCAUAAAAGAGCAAUUAGAGAAAAACAAUUCAAUGUCAAAGCAAAUGAUUUAUAUAUUGGAUCGAUUCAAUGAAGGCUUGUCCCAAUUGGAGAUGGAUGUGGCUCCCAUCAAUGCAUCGAUGAAUGAGUGGUCGAGCAUUUUCAAUAAUAUUAAUUCCACCAUGGAGCAGGUGAAAUCGGUACUGGACAAAUUCGACGUCGAUAAGAUCGACUCCAAAAUCAACGACGGCGCCAAGGGAGACUACGUGUCGUACAUGCUGGCAUUGGAGCAUGUCGGCAAUGCCAUCGACUACAUUGCCGAGAAAUCGCACUUCAAGUCGUCAGACAAGGUGAUGGACGCUUUGAAACAAUUGAAAGCCACCGGCUUGAACGAGCUUGAAACCAGCUUCAAGUCAUUGCUUCUCAAAAUCAGCAAUUUGGUCGACCCAACCACCAUAGCGAAGUUACCCAACUCCAAGCGUUAUCUAGCAAUCAUCCUACCCAACCACGUCGAAGAGAUCUCCAAAUAUAUUGAACUAUUUGAAAAACUACAUUACAAUGCAUUCUUAAAAGAGUAUAAAGAUAAGCGAUCGAAAUUCAUCCUUUUGUCACUCCGUAAAAUGGCGCCUGAGAAAUUCAUAAAACAAACCAGUGAAACCAAGAACCUCGCCUACGUCAAGGGAUCCCAUCCACUGAUUUCCUACGUUCAAGAAACAUUGCGUCUCUAUCAGAUAGAGUACGAUUUGGCAAGUGAAUUAUUUGGCAACCAAUAUCAAUUGAUUCUCGACGAAAUCAUUGACCCUGCCCAUGAACUACUCUUGGAAACCACUGAACCAAUCAUUAAAGUAAGAAAAACGCCUGGUGAUAAAAUCUUCAGUAUUUUCCCAUUACUAGAUCUAUUCGAUACUUUUACUAAACUAUUACCAGACUUUAUCACUGCAAUCAGUUCAAGAGAUGGUAAACAUAUUAGUGAAUUAAAAACUCAAAUUAAACAUUUACAAGAUACUUGUGCCUCUCUAUUAGAUUUCUCAUUGGAUGAAGAAAAAGAAAUUUCAAGUUCAAAUAGAAAAGAAAUCAUCUCUGAUGCAACUGUUGAUGAAAUCUCUUCAAAUAUGAUCAAUUAUUUUAAACGUUUAAUUGAAUAUAAACAUUCUGUUGAAUUAUUAUUAAAAGGUCAAGAUAAUAAUAAUAGUAACAGCAAUAGUAAUGCACCAUCAUCAACCUCUUCAAAUAGUAAAUCUUCAUCUUCAUCAUCAUCAUCAUCAUCAUCAAAUUCUGCAUCUUCAACAAUAUUACCUACAUCAUUUAUUGGUUUCUUAGAAAAGAUAUUAAAAAAUUUAAUUAAAUAUUUACAAGGUAGAGCGAAAAAAGAUUUUCCAACUCAACCUGCAACUGAUUUCUUUAAACCACCAAUUAAAUCUGUAAUUUUUCAAAUUAAUAAUUAUCAUUAUAUUUCAACCUCUUUAAAACAAUCUAAAAUCUUAUCGAAUCAACAAUUUGAAAAUAAUGAAUUGGCGAGUGCAAAUCAUAUACUACAUGAAUUUGAAACUUGUUUAGAUAAUGAAAUUAAAGUUUUAAAUUCAUUUUGGAAAACUAUAGCUGAUAUUUUAAUAACUAAUAAAUCAAAUAAAGAAAAAGAUGAAGUUAAAUCAAUAAUUAAAAAACAUACUAAUUUCUUAAAAACUUUUAAUGAUUUAAAUAAAUUGAAAUUUGAUAUACCAGACCAAGAAUUAAAAUUGAAAUUAAAAACCGAAGCUAAAAAUAUAAUUGGGAGAUCUUAUGAUCAAUUUAAAGAAUUGUGCAGAUUAGAAAAAAUUCAUUUAGAAAAGAAUUUUGUUCCAUUUGAGACAACCGAUGAUAUUAAUAGAAAACUUGAUAGAGUUUUUGAUUCACAAUAA